Messenger RNA from Ctenocephalides felis (cat flea), 751 nucleotides. RefSeq lists its product as uncharacterized. The record is from RefSeq and is a predicted model, not a curated record. Bases 354 to 728 code for a protein of 124 amino acids. The transcript is spliced from 2 exons. Lineage: Eukaryota; Metazoa; Arthropoda; Insecta; Siphonaptera; Pulicidae.
UGAAUCCAAGUGUAGAAUAGGGCGAUGCAUUUGAUUAAAUGCCUAAUGAAUGUUGACUUAUUGGAACAUAUUUUUAUUCCGAAUGCCGAAAUUGUGUUAUAUUCUUAAUGUUAUACUUAUAUUUCUUAACAAAUUCUAGCCGGUUAGAUAUAUCAUAAUAAUAUAAAAAAAAUUAAUAAGUGGUUUAAAUUGGUAAUUGAAACUAUAAGAAUAAUGAGAAGUGAUAAAUCAGUGAUGCAGUGAAUCAAAACCUUGGAUUACCUCGUGCAAUCAGAGAUCGCAUUAAGUGCAAAAUCAUCAAAUCGUUCUAUGUGAUGAUCGAGUAAUGAAGACAAUUGCAAUCAGCCGACGCUAUGCAUUUAAAGAACAUAUUGACAUUGACAAUCACUUUGUCACUCUUUGUCGAAGGAAUAUUUGCGGAAUCAUCUAACGAAGAUGAAAAGCUUAGUUUUGAUAUAUCGGAAGAUGGAAAUACGUCUGCGACCCGCGACAAACGCUAUGUCUGCUGCACCAGCCGCUGUGCUCCUGCUGCCACUAACGUCCAGUCUGUCCAGUACCAGGCGGUCAGCACGCGACCGCACCCGCUUAUACCGCCCAGGUACAGCUACAGUCCAGUGGUUGUCAGCAAUUGCCCGCCGAUUAUCAGACAACAAGCGCCAGCGGUUAUCGUAGUACAAAAGCCUUAUGUCAGGCCUGAAUGGAAAGGAUGGAGAUAUGGUAUGAAUUAGUUAUACAAAAUUAAAAAAUAUAU